AUAUAAUACCACCGUCGACUCAUCCACACACUUGUUGCUUAUUUUUUUUUAUUGAGAAAUCCAACCGCAUGGGUAUCCACUAUCGUCACAACACGCGAAGGCAUCAGUCGCAACACUUCUUCUCAGCUGCUCUGCACAGAGCAGACCCUCUUCUACGAAUUGACACCACUUGUAGGGAUUUUGUGAAAGAAACACGUACGACAAAUAUAUUCAAAGGAAAAGUUUUUUUUUUCUUUCUUCGUGGUGUGACGAAUUAAAUUGAAUUUAUUGAUACAAGUGGGAAGUAAAGGAAAAUUUUUCUUUUCCCCCUAAAUCGUCAUUUAAUGUUUGACUUUAGUUAAUUCAAAGUUACUUUAUUUAGUUAAUGUGUUUUUCUGGUGAAAUUUAAUACCCCCUCAGUGUGGUUUUGCUGUUGUUAUCUCAAUGAGAGUAAAUGUGAUGAUAAGUGGAAAUAAUUGAAGUGACUGAGAAAAUUAAUAAAAAAUAAUAUAUUAUUUAUAAAAUAUAUUCAAUUAAAUUUAUAUAACUCUGUGACCUCAUGCGUUUUUCAUGAAUUGGAGGCAAAAGUAGAGAGAGAGAGAGAGAGAGGGUGAGACAGAGAGAUGGAAAUUGUGAAAUAAAAGGUACCUUUAUAGGAAGAAAAAAUUUAUGCAUGAACGCAGAAUAUUCUUCAGAAGACUUUGUUGCGUGUGGACAAAUUGAGUUAUUUUUUUAAGUCAACUGUACAUUUAAAUUUGAACCAAAUUUAACGCAACAUAUCAGUUUAUUCUGUGACUAUUCACUGUGACGUGUUAAUUAAAGAAAAUAAUAACACUGUGUGCCAAAAUUAAAUAAAGAAAUAAGACAAAUAUUAAAGAACGAAUUUAUUCCAAAGAAUUGCCUUUGAUCGUUUUGUGAGCAUUUUGCUAAUCUCAACAGAAGAAGAAAAACGGAAAAAUGUACACUGGAAUUAGUGGCGAAGCCCCUCCUGAGGAUUUUAGUGAAGAAUUCCCAGAGAUUCUUCCGGUUUUACGAAGACAAAUCAAUGGAUUGUGUGACAAAUCAACUCUUCUGAAGAGACUACCCGUCCUAAAUUGGUUACCAAAGUACCAAUUGAAUUAUUUAUUCUCAGACUUUGUGGCGGGCUUGACGGUGGGACUAACAGCCAUUCCACAGGGAAUAGCAUACGCAGUUGUGGCUGGUUUAGAGCCACAAUAUGGACUUUACUCUGGAUUUAUGGGGUGCUUUAUGUAUUUUAUUUUUGGAAGCUGUAAGGAUAUCACUAUAGGUCCUACAGCUAUAAUGUCGCUCAUGGUUGCUCACUAUGUGACAGCAAGUCCUGACUAUGCAGUAUUAAGUUGUUUCCUAAGUGGCAUUGUGAUCUUUCUCUUGGGAGUAUUAAAUUUGGGCUUUCUCGUGCAAUUCAUCUCAAUCCCCGUAACGGCGGGCUUUACAUCAGCAGCUGCCAUAACGAUUGCCAGUACUCAACUGAAAUCCCUCUUUGGCCUCCCUGGUCAUGCGAAUGACUUCAUUGAAGCCUGGAGUAAUUUCUUUCGAAACAUAACUUAUAUUAAACUCUGGGAUUCAGUUCUUGGUAUCUGUACUGUUGUAUUUCUGCUUAUUCUCAAGCGAUUGGGCAGUAUUCAAAAAUGGAGAUUAUUCUUCAGAUACUUGUCUCUGUCUCGGAAUGCUUUGGCUGUAAUCAGUGGCACGGUUCUUGCGUAUCUUCUCUACAAAUUCAACAAUGAAACACCUUUUGCGUUAACUGGAAACGUCGCAUCGGGUCUUCCGUCAUUCCAGCCACCGCCUUUCUCCACAAUUGUGGCCAAUGAAACGGUCCAUUUUAGCGAAAUGAUCCACACGCUUGGAUCAAGCAUCAUAGCCAUCCCCAUGGUAUCAAUUCUUGAGAGUGUUGCCGUUGCAAAGGCUUUCUCAAAGGGAAAAACUGUUGAUGCUACUCAGGAGAUGAUCGCUCUUGGGGCAUGCAACAUAAUGGGAUCAUUCGUUCUCUCAAUGCCAAUUACGGGCUCUUUCACGCGGACAGCAGUUAACAACACGAGCGGCGUCAAAACAACCUUCGGAGGAGUCUUCACAGGCAUCCUGAUCCUCCUUGCCCUCGGUUUCCUAGCUCAGACAUUCUACUUUAUCCCCAAGACUACACUAGCUGCUGUAAUCUUAGCUGCCAUGUUCUCCAUGGUUGAGUAUGAACUGCUAAUCAAGCUCUGGCGAACGCGACGAAUAGAGGUAGUACCCUUUCUGGUUACUCUCCUAUCCUGCUUGAUCCUAGGACUUGAGUAUGGAAUUGUAAUCGGUGUUGGGGUUAAUUUACUCUUUGUCCUCUACACCACCGCACGACCCAACACAACACGUGAUGUGUGCAAAAUCAUCGACACGGAGAUCCUCGUUGUGUCUCCUGAUCAGAGUUUAGUCUUCUCAGCGGCAGAGCACUUCAAGUACAAAGUACUCAAGUAUGCUGUCAAUGCACCCGAUGCAGUGAGUCUGAUUGUCAUCAAUGGGCACUACGUACAGAGUAUUGAUGUUACUGUAGCAAUGAACCUCAACUCCCUGGUUGGAGACCUCAAGAUUCUGGGCAAGUCUGUCCUCUUCUGGAACUGGCCCAGACAAACAGUUGCCCUGGCGUGGCGACUUAGUCCAGAAUUUGGGGCACUUUUUAAGCGAGUCGAAAAUAUGGAUGAUCUAGUUAAAUUAUGGCAGAAUGAUAAGCAGGACUACAUCAAUGGCAUUUCUUGCAGUUAAAAUCUCCUUGUAUGCCAUAUAAGUUGUUUUUCCAGUGUAUGAGCUGUGAGUUGGUUACUCUUUACAAAAAAAAGCUUCACCUUCAGUGACUGUCAAUGCUGUAAGAUUAUUGAAUUUUCUCGAUUUUUACCUGAAUUUGAAGGAGUUUUGAAUCUCUCUACAAGAUUUGAAGAGGACUCCUAAAAAAGACUAGUAGUACUUACUAGAUUACUACACCUAACCUAACAUUUAAAAUCCCGAAGACCGAAAUCGUCAAUGAAGAAAACAAAAUGGCGGCUUUGCAGUAACAUUUUAUGGGACGAUAUUUAGACAGCAUUGAGAGUCAUUGAAAAGGUCUGCUCCUUCUUGCUAUAAAACUGACAAACAACGCCUUUAUCUUCGAUUUCCAAUAUCAUUUUGGAAAGAUGGCACUGUUAGUCAGUUUUAGAGCAAUUCGAUGUAUGAAGAUCUUUAAUUAAAUUCAGUUUAUAGCAUUCCAUACAGUAUACCUAUUACAGGAAAGAAGCCGUACGAAUUUGUAAAGUGAUUUACAUGAGAAUUUUUGUUUAUUUUCCAAAUAAAUGUCUAUUUAUUGUUGA
Molecule: messenger RNA, 3314 nt
Organism: Lutzomyia longipalpis
Lineage: Eukaryota; Metazoa; Arthropoda; Insecta; Diptera; Psychodidae
Product: sodium-independent sulfate anion transporter-like
Exons: 6
Coding region: 937-2736 (599 amino acids)
Biological process (GO): transmembrane transport
Cellular component (GO): membrane
Molecular function (GO): sulfate transmembrane transporter activity
Source: RefSeq, a predicted model, not a curated record